This is a messenger RNA of Durusdinium trenchii, 1623 nucleotides long. The record is from the annotation of a GenBank genome assembly. Lineage: Eukaryota; Dinophyceae; Suessiales; Symbiodiniaceae.
AUGGUGACCCUCUUGAGCUUGCUCGCGGUGCUGCUUUUGCCAGCGACGCUGGCAGAAGACUGUAAAGACGGCGCGUGUAGCAAGGAGAAGGGCAAGGUGCCAGGAGUGCUAUUGAUGCAAACCAAGCCUGGGAGCUUAUUGAAAAGCGCUUCGAGCAUACCAGAUAUUUCCACCGUCUUGGCAGAGGUGCAGGGAUUGAAGCAGCAAAUGGAUACGAUGAUGUCCUCAGUCCAGGCGGUUCAAACGAAGGUGCAAUCCUGCUGCUCUUGCGACAAAGUGACGGACACCUUCAACCGGGAGAACACGGGCAUUUGUGCGGUCUUUGGGGACCCCCAUUUUGUGACGUUUGAUGGAGCCCAGACCACCUUGGUGGGGGAUCAUGUGACAUGGCUGGUGAAGACAGAUCAGAUGCACUUGCAGACCUUGGAAAAGGGCAGUGAGGGCUUUCUCAUGGGCUUUGCCGCUGGGGGGCCCUUCCUGCAAGGCCACCGGCUGGUGGUCUUCAAGGAUUCGGAACACGGUCCGGUCCAUGUGACCUUUGAUGGGACCGAGAUCCUGCAGGCGGAGGUGGAUGAGUUCCACAAUUCCGAGGUUGGGGUCUCUGCCUAUCGUCGGGAAAACUGGGAUCCAGAGCUCUUUGAUGACAGGAUCUUGAACCUUCGCACGAAGAUGCCUUUCACGAUUGGCGACUUCGAGGACCGCUUCAAGAACCUGGUGACAACUGGCGUCUACUUGAUCACGCUGCCCAACCAGCUGCAUGUCACCAUCACAGGUGUGGACUUCCUUUCCCUGGUGAUCUCAAUGCCCAAGCAGGGCGGCGAGACGGGCUACUGCGGGAACUUCAACGGGGACCCAGACGACGACGCCGAGCCCGUCGUGCCUCAAUGGGACAAGCCCGUGGGCCCCAACCUUGAGGACUUGCCUCCGGCCCAGCGGCUCUUCUCCAAUGAGACGGUGCUGCUGUUGCUUGGGGAGGAGGCGGUGCGGACAGAGGCCAGGUCCGAGGAGGAAGAGAUGAAGCACAAGUUGAAGCGUGUGACCGAAUGCCCCAAGGUCCUACUACAGAAGGCAGAGGAGGCCUGCAGUGGCCUUACCGAGGCCUAUCACAAGUUCUGUGUCUUUGAUGUGUGCCUCAGUCAGAACUUGGCGUCCGCGAAGUCGGUGAGUGCUGCUGCGGUGAUCCAGCAUAAGAUGAAUGCCCGAGGGGUACCGAUCUUCAUGGGUCAUGGGCGAUGCAUGGACAGCCAGGGCCGCGGCUACUUCAGCUACCCCACCAAGCUUAGGACCGACACCGCGUGUCAACAAGUCUUGCGGACCCUGAGCUUGACCGAUGGCGUCAUGGGAGCUCAGCUGAAACGUGGUGGCUUUUGCGAGGUCUUAACGAUGAAAGAGGUGGAUCCGACCAACGUGGCCAUCCCGGGUGGCUGGGGCCUCCCGGCCCAGCCGACCCCGGAGGAGGACGUCCAGAUCGCCAUGGCGCCCGAGGUGGUGCGAGCGAGCGCAGCGAAGAAUGCGGCGCAUGAGGCGGAGGCUGUGGAGGGGCAGAAUGUCGAAGGAGAUGGCACGGGUGUCAUCGCUGGCGCCACAGAUGAGGCCUCCUACAACUGCUGGCAGUUGAAUUGA